This is a messenger RNA of Adelges cooleyi (spruce gall adelgid), 1053 nucleotides long. RefSeq lists its product as uncharacterized. The coding region runs from base 97 to 1053 and encodes 318 amino acids. The record is from RefSeq and is a predicted model, not a curated record. The transcript has 9 exons. NCBI's taxonomy places the organism in Eukaryota, Metazoa, Arthropoda, Insecta, Hemiptera, Adelgidae.
UAAUCGGUUAUUAUUCAGCAUAAGAACCAUUUAUGUGUUGGCUUUCUUCUAAAAAAUAUAUUAUCUUUAUAAGCACGAAAAAGUUUAAUUAAAAAUAUGUUUACAAAGUAUAUUUUAUUGUUUUGUUUAACGUAUUAUAUUCCAAAGGUUGACUCAAUGGAUGAAGUGGAAAUAGAAAUUCUAUGGGACACGAUAAGAGGCGAAAGUGACUUUAUUAACCACGAUCAUUUCCGUAGUUAUUUUAAAGACGAAGAUCAAAGUGAACUCUUAAGCGUAAUAGAGACUUAUGGCCACAAGUGUACGGCAGAAAGUCAAAGUAAAGGUGAAAACAGAAUGGAUUUAAAGGAGUUUACAAAAGCUGCGUCUGAAGGCUGCAUAAACAUAUGUUCUAAGCAGGCAAUCGAUGCUGUAUUCAAUAAAAUAAUCGCAAACAAAAAAAACGGAGACCAUAUUACCAGCCAAGACAUGAUUCAAUAUUAUGGACUAACAGUUCCAUUACCUCAAAUCGAAUAUGUUAUAAGCAAAUACGUUGUUGGACAAAAACAUUUAAAUUUCUCUGCACUUAGAAAGGCCAUAAACACUGGUGAUCUUCCAAAACCUUGGCGUGAUGAAAUUGCAAUUCGGGUGUUGAUAAACGAUGAAUUUAAGAAAAUAACUCUAGAAACAGAGGACAGAAAUAGUAUUUCCUUCGAAGAACUAGUUGAAUAUUAUAAAACAAAAAUUCCUGUGACUCAUAUUGAAUAUAUUAUACGUAACUACGGGGAAACGCAAGAUGGACAACGCCGAAUGAACCUCAAUGGCUUCACCAGAGCUAUAAACGGAGGUUAUCUUCCAAAUCUGUUAUGUGAUGCAGUUAAGAUUUUUUCAACAAUAUCUCAUACACCUUUUAUACGUUUUCUGCUUAGGGCUACUUCUGCCGAAAAGAACCAUUGGAAAGAACAUUUCGACUAUCAAUGGAAUGGUGGACAGUACAUGUUAAAUUUCGCGAACUUCAGAAGAAGCAUGGAACAAGAAAUGUGGAGUUCUUUCAGUCCUGCAGAGAUGGACAUUUGA